This is a messenger RNA of Brassica rapa (field mustard), 1939 nucleotides long. RefSeq lists its product as uncharacterized. The record is from RefSeq and is a predicted model, not a curated record. Lineage: Eukaryota; Viridiplantae; Streptophyta; Magnoliopsida; Brassicales; Brassicaceae. Gene Ontology annotation, molecular function: phosphoglycerate dehydrogenase activity.
UUUUAUUUUCUCUUUAUAUAUAUAUAUUAUACUUUCUAUUCUCUUGGGAUCUUCAAGAGUUUGAAUCUUUAGUUACCUAAGCGUUUGUGAUUCAACUUAAAGCAGGUAGGUACCAUCAACUGUUUGUGUGUUACAUGAUGAGAAUAUUCCCUUUUUGGACAGAAUGAUUCUUUUUAUAUGUUAAGUAUUUUACUGGUUUCAUGUCCUUAAGUCUUUCUGUUCCUCAGAACCAGGUCUCUCUCCCUUUGCAUCAGGAUCAAGGCUUACACACAAGUGUUUUCACUUUUCUGAUUAGGUUUUGGAGUAAGAAUUAACUUUGUGUUUUAUAACACUCGUUGAUCCUCGUCCUCUGUGUCAUGGAGGAUCCUUGUGAGACACUCAACAAUAGUGAAGCCUUUCACAUGUCUAGAUAUCAUAGCUAUAACAACCACAGCCCCAGAAUCUCCUCCCCCUGGUUGGAUCUGAGAGUGUUCUACGUCAGGAUAAGCAACGUCAGGGUUGAAGAUUCAACCCCUGAGGCCCUCACCAUCAAUCACAUUGCUCUGGAUCCAGACACGCUUCUGGAGAUAAACGGUGUUAGGAUGAGCAUGUACUCGGAAGGGUGUUCUUCACAGCUUAGGAGGGAUCGUGUUGAUAAGAAAUCUGAAGAAGCUACUUACGUUAGCACAGACAAUAUCAGGUUAAAUGGUAGUGUAAAGUUUGAGGUUUAUGACAAGAAAGAGCUAGUUUUGUCUGGAUUUCUUGAGAUGUCUGAUGGUAAUGGGUUCACGGGGGAGUCGAAGAAGCAGUGGAACAUGACUUGCGAAGCUGAGAUCACUGUAGGGUCUGGUUUUGUAAAGGAGAAGAGCAGAAAUGGUCAAGAGUUAUUGCCCGCUUUGCCAACUAUCGAGGUCUAUGUCACUGGCUGCUUCUCAGGAACACCCAUCAUCUUAACCAAGACUCUGCAGCUUGGUUUGAGAAAGAAGCAAAGUAGAAGAAUGGCAUUGGAUUCAAUUCCUGAGUAUGAAACUGCAGAAGAGCCUCAGAAAGACAUAUCCUCUGAGCUUGAUCUUCAGCAAAUUCAUGUUUUUGAUAGUAGGAAGAUAAAAAAUCGUUUAAAGAAAUGAAGUGGACCAGUCUCUCCUGCUGGUGAAUGUGGCAUGUGGCUGGACACAGUUUACAGUUGAAGGAGACAAAUAAAAAUCUCCCAUAUGCUUUUGUUAUCUUGAAGCUCUUAUCCAUUUGUCUGCUGCUUCUAUGACCCAAUGUGGUGCCCACAUAUGGUUGCCACCCACAACCCCCCCCCCCCCCCCCCCCCAAUAUAACUCUGUUUGUAAUGUUGUGAUUUGAAAAAAAGUCUGUCAAAUACUUUGAAUCAUUGUAGGCUUAUAAGAGUGUUUUAGGGACUAGGGGGUUGUAGUAAAUAGGCAAUGGGAGUUGUUGCAUAGAAGCCUGUAUGAGAAGUAACUAGCAAAGCUGAUCUUUGAAAGUAUGAUUCUCUUAUAUUGUUAGUGUCCUUAAAAGUAUCAAUCUCUUUAUCUCUAGGCAGCAGAAUACGCGAAUUACAAAGAUUAUGAAGGAGACAGGUAUUGGAGAAGUGAGUGCUUAGAUGGAGAAAUGUCAUGGUUCAAUGCAGGUGUAAGAGUUGGUGUUGGGAUUGGACUUGGUGCAUGUGUUGGUAUUGGGAUUGGUGUCGGUCUUCUCGUACGUACUUAUCAAUCAACUACCAGAAACUUCAGGAGGAGGCUUCUCUAGUUUUAUAAAAUAAAUUGAAAUUCUGUAAGAAUCUUCUUGUUUUAUAACCGUAGUAUUUUGGGUGUGAUUUGAAUUAAACACUUAGGUGUGGGUUUAUUGGCAUCUGAUUUCCUGUAAAUAAAUGAAUGAGAGAGUUAGCUUUUUGUACUCAGAACUUGGCUGGAGACCACCACUUGUAAACUAGAUAAAUAUACUGGUUACAGAA